Molecule: messenger RNA, 2318 nt
Organism: Cuscuta campestris
Lineage: Eukaryota; Viridiplantae; Streptophyta; Magnoliopsida; Solanales; Convolvulaceae
Source: the annotation of a GenBank genome assembly
CCAAAUACCUUGUACUUUUAAUUUUUUAACCUGCUUUGACCAGCAAAAUGUAGUUCAUACUUAAUUUGUGUGGCUGAAACCUUAUCUGGUUUUUUCUUCAGUGUUCUGACCAUUAUAAAAACCUGAAGCUUCCCAUUUGCUACAUGUACUUCUGUCCAACUUUCAUAUGUUGGCCUAUACAUGUCAUUAAGGUUAAUUAGAUGGAUAUCCCUCUGAGAUUUUGUCUAUUGGAGCGCAUUUGAUCAUAUUAAUUGCUCUGAGCUUAUAGAGCUUGGAAGAAGCAAGUAAGGCCAUGGCGGUGGCAAGACCUACAUUAUUGGUCACGGACUCUACAUUGAAUGUGUGGCAUUCCAACUUCCAUAUAGAUUCUAUAUCUUCUCUAAGAUGGCAUGUCAUAAUGGAUAUUCCUUUAGGAGUGAAAAGCACCUGGACUGGUACGGGUUGGAGCUUCCUUGCCUUUGAGAAGUCAAUUAAUGCAUAACUAAGGUUUUCUCGUUCAUAGAUAUAUCUCCUGUCUUUGAGUUAGUGUAUUUUUCUUUAUUGUUAUAUUCUAGGGUUGAACACAGAAAUGCUCAAGAUCCAUUAUAAUUUAUGUCUAGCAACUGAUUACUGUUGGGCACCAGAAGGAGCUGCUAUCAUAUGUUUUACAUCAGGAACCACUGGCAGACCUAAGGGAGUUACUUUAAGCCACUCUGCUUUGUUAGUACAGUCCCUUGCAAAAAUUGCAAUUGUUGGUUAUGGAGAGGAUGAUGUGUAUUUACACACGGCUCCACUUUGCCACAUUGGAGGAAUAUCAUCUGCCUUGGCUGUCUUAAUGAGCGGAGGUUGCCACAUCUUUAUGCCCAAGUUUGACGCUGGAUUGGCUGUUGAGUCCAUUCACCAUUAUGAUAUCACCUCUUUAAUUACUGUUCCAACUAUGAUGGCUGAUCUAGUAACAUUUUAUAGCAGAAAGGGGGCACCUGGAAGGUCAGAAACAGUGAAGAAGAUUCUUAAUGGGGGUGGGGCCCUUUCAGUUGAACUUAUCACUCAGGCAGCUAAAAUAUUUCCAAGGGCUAAACUUCUUUCUGCAUAUGGGAUGACAGAGGCGUGUUCUUCAAUGACAUUCAUGACGCUCUAUGAUCCGACAAAAGGAAGUGUUAGACAGCAGCUCCAACUGAAUGUUGGUGGAAACUCCAAAUUUUCAGGCCAACAAAAGGGAAUCUGUGUUGGAAAGCCUGCCCCACAUGUUGAAUUGAAAGUUUGUUCAGAGGGUUCAUCUCAUAUUGGGAGGAUACUAACACGAGGCUCUCAUGUAAUGCUUGGAUACUGGGGCCAAAUAUCAAACGAAACUUUCAAAUUUGUGGGUGACAACUGGCUCGACACAGGUGACAUAGGGCAUAUAGAUGACCAUGGCAAUAUGUGGCUCAUUGGGCGUUCUCAGGGUCAAAUCAAGAGUGGAGGAGAGAAUGUUUAUCCUGAAGAAGUAGAAGCUGUCCUGUCACAACACACUGGUGUUUCUGGCAAUGUAGUUAUUGGACUUCCAGAUUCGCGGUUGGGAGAGAUGGUCAUUGCCUGCAUUCAGCUCAGGGGCAAUUGGCAGUGGGAUGAUUUGAAAUCCAAUCCAUCAUCAAUUAGCUACCCCACAAACUAUUUGUCUGCAGACAUCCUCCGGUGCUUCUGUAAAGAAAAACAGUUGACUGGGUUUAAAGUACCAAAGAAAUUUAUUCUCUGGAGGAAUCGGUUUCCAGUGACAACAACCGGAAAAAUAAGAAGAGACCAACUUAAAGCAGAAGUAAUGUCUACUAUGCAGUUGAUGCCCAGCAAACUUUAGCCACGGUACUUAAGCUGCAGCCUGGGGAGGUGGUCAUUAAUUGGAGUUGUCCACUCUUGACUCUUCUACCAUAUUAUAUGGUACGUUUGGUUGUACCUGGUUUCCUAUACAUCCAAUGGGAGUUUUGUUAUUUGUUGUUAUCUACUUGGGUUGAUUAUAGUAACUCCGUCCUAGAGUGUUUGUCAAUUUUUGACUUUUUGCAAUCAAAAUUGAUGAACUUUGGCCCUUAAUUAAAUAAAUUAAUAUUAGGUAUUGAUACAAAAGUGAUUUUAUUAGUUGUUUUGUAAAAUAGUUUCAAAAUAUUAUUUUAUCUAAUCAAUAUACCAUGUUAUUCUUAUUUAAUUAAAGGUGAAAUGUCGAUUUUGAUUGGCUGGAAAAAGUCAAAAUUGGUCGAAUACUCUAGGACAGAGAGUGUAUCUAUUCCCAUGUUCCGAUCUUUCCAUUUUUUUGACCCAUUUCUUGGGUAAAGUCUCCCAACUAUAUUUGAAAAUGAAUUGGUUAUCCAUAA